AUGUCUGGUUGUUUGGACAAUUUCCGAUGGCCCGAGUGUGAGUGCCUUCAAGUGGGUGAAAAGAGAAAUAUGAUUGCAUCUAUUGUAGCAGGUUCAUUUUUUGGAAUUGGUUGGUGGAUUAUGAUUGAUGCAGCAGCAGCAUACCCAGAGAUGGCAGACUUGCAUCAUGCAUGUCACACUGCUGGAGUUAUUGGAACAGUGGCCUUAUUUAUGAUAAAUUCUGUAUCCAAUGGCCAGGUGAGGGGAGAUGCCUACACUGUUGGUUGUAUGGGACAAACAGGAGCUAGAAUCUGGUUAUUUAUUGGCUUCCUUCUGGGAUUUGGAGCUUUGAUAGCAGCCUCCUGGAUUCUCUUUGGAGUUUAUGUAGUACCAAUGAAACAGCCACAGUGGCCAGGAGUAGCAGUUUUCCUACAAAAUGCUCUGAUAUUCUUCAGUGCCCUGAUAUUCAAGUUUGGGAGAACAGAAGAUCUCUGGGGAUGAACAGCAUGAAGUACUGACACUUCAACAUUAUUAAAAAUUGUAUAUAAUGGACAGACAGCCAUUUUACAUAAUACAUGUACAAUAUACUUUUGUCAGCUUUAACUCACAAA
Molecule: messenger RNA, 590 nt
Organism: Owenia fusiformis
Lineage: Eukaryota; Metazoa; Annelida; Polychaeta; Sabellida; Oweniidae
Source: the annotation of a GenBank genome assembly